AUGGCGAAAUUGACCAGCCGAGCACGAAGUCUGAGACAUGAAGGGCUCGAGAAUUUGAAGGUUCGUAAAGCGAGCGAGGGAGAGAGGAAAGAGAGAUUGUGUUUGGGUGAAGAUGAGAGAAACCCUAAGGCUAGAGGAGAGGUCGCAGUGGGGAUGAAGAAGACGAUGGUGACGUGGAGGAAAGUGCGCCGUCUGAUUUUGCGAGGAGGAAGAUGGAGAGCGAAAAGACGAAAAGGGGCACCGAGCGGGAAAGAGAAAAGCGUAAGCGUGUGUGUGCAGCGCAGAGGUAGAGAAAAGAAAGAGAAGAGGAAGGAAAGCAACAGCAGCCAACAGAGGGAGAGCGAGUUCACUCAGUGA
Messenger RNA from Prunus armeniaca (apricot), 357 nucleotides. Lineage: Eukaryota; Viridiplantae; Streptophyta; Magnoliopsida; Rosales; Rosaceae. The record is from the annotation of a GenBank genome assembly.